This is a messenger RNA of Hyphopichia burtonii NRRL Y-1933, 993 nucleotides long. It is a transcript of the gene RFC3, whose product is annotated as replication factor C subunit 3. Gene Ontology annotation, biological process: DNA repair; DNA-templated DNA replication. The transcript has 2 exons. Gene Ontology annotation, molecular function: ATP binding; DNA binding; ATP hydrolysis activity. The coding region runs from base 1 to 993 and encodes 330 amino acids. Gene Ontology annotation, cellular component: Ctf18 RFC-like complex; nucleus; Elg1 RFC-like complex. NCBI's taxonomy places the organism in Eukaryota, Fungi, Ascomycota, Pichiomycetes, Serinales, Debaryomycetaceae. The record is from RefSeq and is a predicted model, not a curated record.
AUGUCAAGCAAACACUCUGAGAAGAACUUGCCAUGGGUUGAAAAAUACCGUCCAACAACACUUGAAGAAGUUUAUGGUCAACAAGACGUAGUUGAUACGGUUAAAAAAUUUGUUCAUGAAGGGAAGUUACCCCAUUUACUAUUCUACGGGCCGCCAGGUACUGGUAAAACAUCGACAAUCAUAGCAUUGGCCCGAGAAAUAUACGGGCCAAACUAUCGUAAUAUGGUAUUGGAAUUGAACGCAUCCGACGAUAGAGGGAUUGAUGUUGUUAGAAAUCAAAUCAAAGAUUUUGCAUCAACAAUGCAAAUUUUCAGCAAAGGGUUUAAAUUGAUUAUAUUGGAUGAAGCCGAUGCAAUGACAGGUCCAGCUCAAGAUAGUUUAAGAAGAACCAUUGAAAAAUAUACUAAAAACACCAGAUUUUGUAUAUUAGCAAACUAUGCUCAUAAGAUAAAACCGGCAUUAUUAUCAAGAUGCACCCGAUUCAGAUUUCAUCCUAUACCUGAACAAGCGAUCCAAGAAAGAGUUAAGAACGUUAUCAUUAAGGAAAACCUAAAAUUGAAUGAGGAAGCUGAAGCAUCGUUAUUGAAAUUAUCGGGUGGAGAUAUGAGAAGAGCCCUUAAUGUAUUACAAGCCUGUAAGGCAGCAUUGGAAACUGAAGACGAUGAAAUCGAUACUAAAAUGAUAUAUGAGUGUGUUGGGGCCCCCGAUCCAAAAGACGUUGAAACGGUGCUUGACUCUAUCUUGAAAGACGAUUGGACUACGGCCUAUAAGACUUUGAAUACUUUCAAAGUUAUUAAAGGAUUAGCCCUCAUUGAUUUAAUAAGUGGCUUUAUAGAGAUUUUGAACAAGUUUGAAUUGAAAAGUAGAAGUCGUAUUGAAAUCUUAAAGGGCCUAAGUGAUAUAGAAUAUGGAAUUUCCAAAGGUGGUAAUGACAAGAUUCAAAGCAGUGCCAUAAUUGGUGUCAUUAAGCAAGCAAUGGAAAAUGAAGCCUAA